Messenger RNA from Gadus morhua (Atlantic cod), 1155 nucleotides. Its product is annotated as protein yippee-like 5. The transcript has 3 exons. NCBI's taxonomy places the organism in Eukaryota, Metazoa, Chordata, Actinopteri, Gadiformes, Gadidae. The record is from RefSeq and is a predicted model, not a curated record. Bases 258 to 623 code for a protein of 121 amino acids.
CGUUAAGGACGUGUCUUCGUCACCGACACCGGAUGUUGAUCAUUUCACAUCAGCUGUGUCGAAAAACCAAAACACAAUGUGGACUACGGCGACAGUUUAACCUAGUAUACAACGGAAAAAGACAGUUCUGAGAAGGAAAAAAAAGUUGACCGAUGAGAAUAUUCUGACCUGGGACUGAAGCAUUUGGUUGGUUGAUUUGCUGCCUCACCGCCGUCCACAUCAUCAGUUUGUCAUACAUUAACUAAGUGGUUGAGAACAUGGGACGGAUCUUUCUGGACCACAUCGGCGGCACUCGGCUGUUCUGCUGCGCCAACUGUGACACGACGCUGACCAACCGCGCGGAGCUCAUCUCCACGCGCUUCACGGGGGCCACGGGCCGAGCCUUCCUCUUCAACAAGGUGGUGAACCUCCAGCACAGCGACGUGCAGGAGCGCGUCAUGCUUACCGGGAGGCACAUGGUGCGGGACGUGAGCUGCAAGAACUGCAACAGCAAGGUGGGCUGGCUCUACGAGUUCGCCACGGAGGACAGCCAGCGCUACAAGGAGGGCCGCGUCAUCCUGGAGAGGGCGCUGGUGAGGGAGAGUGAGGGCUUCGAGCGGACUCCUUCAGACUCCAACUCUUGAAUCAGCCAGAUGUCUUUUUUUUAUUUCUUGUCCUUUUUUUUUGCGCUGCUUCCCAUCUAGGUUGUCGUUUGUUUAUAUGUUAAAGAGUGCGCAAACUGACGGCAGAAUAGGUCUUUCAACAUGGGCUACUGCAAUUGUCCAACCUCUCUCACUUUGCACAUGCUGUUACCGUGGUUUGGUUUUUAGUUUGGUUUGGUUGCUCUUUGCAAAGAUCAAAUAACACUUGACAUGCUACAGACAUAUUGUUCAAUUUGCCUGCCGGCCCUCUCAUUUAACAUAUACCACGUGCAGAGUAGCACAUUAGUUUUGAUGGUACGUAUUCAAUGUUCCACUGGGAAAUCUAAUAACGAAUGCUUUCCAUGGCAUCCCAAGUGUAGGCUUGAUGUAAGAUAACCAUGUUAAAAGUCAAAGAACAAUUGGUGUUUCUUUCUUUCUAUUUGGUUUACAUUUGCUGAUGAAUAACUUUAACUCUGUACGACUGAAUGUUUUUAAAUUGUGUAACUACAACAAAAUAAAAAUCCUUCAAGGCAAA